AAUUGUUAUCUAAGGAGUAAUUUAAUGUUGAUAAUUUUAUGAAUUAUUGAAAAGUGAAAGCAACGUUUAAUUUUUAUGUUCUUUGUUCUCUAAAAAUUAUAUCCUUAACUUGUAUUGAAUAAUUACUUAGUAACCAAUACGUGCAAAACAAUUGUAAAAAAUGACUUUAUUUUUUGGACUUGGAAGGAAUGUCGUGUACGGAUUAAAUAGCAUUACAAGAAGAUAUUCAUCUUUAAACAACUCUGUGACCUCAAGUCCUAAUAAUUCUACCACUCCAAGCGAACAAGCUUCUUUUGAAACUAAAGCAAGUUAUCCACUCACCAAGUCUAAGAAAAUUCUAUGUGUUUGGGCAAAGAAAUAUCCAUCUGUGAAAGAGAUACCUGAUAAAAUUCCACUGGAAACAUGGAGUAAAGUAAGAUCUAUUAUAAGAAUUAAAGUUGCCAAUAUUACAAUGCUCUUAGUACUUGUUGGAUGUGUUGCUAUGAUUGUAAGUGGAAAACGAGCUCGGGAACGUGGAGAAACAAUUUCAGAUAGAAAUCUAGAAUGGCAUAAAAGAUAUACUAAGGGUGAUGAAGAGGAGAUAAAAAAUAUUGGAGUUUUUGGAAAAUAGAUUAUACAUUUUAUUACCAGAUUUAAACAAAAAAAUAAUCAUAAUUUAUUAGUUAAUAUUUUAUUUAUUAGUCAAUCAAAAUUAAGUUUUAGUACCUUGUGUAGUUUUUUUUUUUUCAAAAAUAAUUAUCUAAAACUUUAACAAUAAUUGUGUAAAAACUGAAGAUCAUUUAUUUGUAAUUUAGAAUUAUGAUUUGCAUUGUAAAUAAACUUGUAAAUACAUUCUGGUAGUUACAAUA
Daktulosphaira vitifoliae (grape phylloxera) is the source of this 848-nucleotide messenger RNA. RefSeq names its product UPF0389 protein GA21628. Lineage: Eukaryota; Metazoa; Arthropoda; Insecta; Hemiptera; Phylloxeridae. Bases 161 to 610 code for a protein of 149 amino acids. The record is from RefSeq and is a predicted model, not a curated record. The transcript has 3 exons.